AUGAGCUUGCAAGAGUUUGAAGCAAACCAUUCCCCCGUGAAGGAUUUUUACGAGGGGAAAACGAUUUUCCUUACCGGUGGGAGCGGGUUUUUGGGGAAGCUGUUCAUUGAAAAAUGGAUCAAGUGCGGUGUGCGCGAGAUUCUACUGCUGAUGCGCUCCAAGAAAGGCGUCAGCCCGGACGAGCGCCUGAAGGCACUGCUGAAAAAGGAGGCAGUGUUUGUGAGCUACCAGCAGCACCCGGAACGCUACUUGUCCAGGUUGAAGGUGAUCGAGGGAGACAUCAGCAAAGCGGGGUUGGCGAUCAGCAACGAUGAUAUGGAGUACAUGGUCAAAAACACCAACAUUAUUCUUCACUCGGCGGCAGACGUGCGGUUGAACGAAUCGAUGAAAGAGUCGGUUGAGACGAACGUCCGCGGUACGCAUCAUUUGUUGAAGAUAGCGGAAAACUGUACUAACCUUGAGGUGUUCGUGCAUGUAUCCAGCGCAUUCUCGCAGUGCAUUUACGAGACGGUGGAGGAAAAAUUCUACACACCCGUCAUCGAUCCGCUGGAAAUGAUCAAGUUGGUCGAAAGCCAACCACGGCUGGAGGAGCUCGAAGCCAUAUCGAGGAAGGUAGUGGAACCGUGGCCGAACACGUACUCGUUCACGAAGGCGCUUGCGGAAGAAGUUGUCCGUCGGUACAGAUCCAAGCUGCCAAUCGCCAUCGUGCGUCCGUCGAUUGUCACCUCAACCUACGCUGAUCCGAUACCGGGAUGGACGGAUAAUUUCUACGGUUUCAAUGGUGUGGUGAGCGGCGCGGGUACGGGUGUGCUGCGAAUCUUCCACAUUCGAGACGAGUACAAAGCGAACAUCAUACCGGCGGACAUCGUGAUUAACAGCACGCUAGCAGCGACCUACUACGCGGCCAAACAUCCGCAGGAGGAGAACGUGUUCAACUGCACCAUGGACGAGAACCACACCACCUGGGGCGACAUUCGGAACGAUUGCCUAUCGCAGAAGGGCGUGGUGGCGGUGAAGAAAUCGCUCUGGAUACCGACCUACAACACGACCCGGUACUACCAUGUGGCGAGCUUUUUGCAGAUCUUCUACCAUCUCAUACCGGCGGUGUUUUUCGAUCUGCUGAUGCGUCUGCGCGGUGAGAAGCCGCAAGUCUUGCGCCUGUACAGGACGGUCCACCGGUUUGCCGACGUGUUGCGGUUCUUCACGAACAAUCAGUUCCGGUUCGGGACCGGCCGUAUGCGGCAGGUGCUGGACGGGAUGGAGAUUGUCGAUCGGUACCUAUUUCCGUGCGAUAUGAGAUCGGUGGUUUGGAGCAAGUUUGGCGUGAACCAUAUCCGGGGCUGCCGGGUGUAUCUGCUGAAGGAGCCGUGGGAUACGAAUGAGGAGGCGCUACGGAUUCAUAAGCGCCGCCAGCUGAUACACUGGUGCAUGUUGGGGGUAAUCUAUGCAUGCUUUGCAUGGGUCAUGCUAAGGGCACUCGAAGCGGCCGGUGUGCCAGAUUUGAGAAGUUUCUUGGGCUGCACCGAAUUUGGGAGCAUUUAUUGA
This is a messenger RNA of Anopheles marshallii, 1545 nucleotides long. Its product is annotated as fatty acyl-CoA reductase wat-like. Gene Ontology annotation, molecular function: alcohol-forming very long-chain fatty acyl-CoA reductase (NADP+) activity. The transcript has 4 exons. Gene Ontology annotation, cellular component: peroxisome. Lineage: Eukaryota; Metazoa; Arthropoda; Insecta; Diptera; Culicidae. The record is from RefSeq and is a predicted model, not a curated record. Gene Ontology annotation, biological process: long-chain fatty-acyl-CoA metabolic process. Bases 1 to 1545 code for a protein of 514 amino acids.